This is a messenger RNA of Cylicostephanus goldi, 251 nucleotides long. The record is from the annotation of a GenBank genome assembly. Lineage: Eukaryota; Metazoa; Nematoda; Chromadorea; Rhabditida; Strongylidae.
AUGGUACAGCGGGAAACAAUAAUACUGGACAAUGGUGGCUAUACCAUGAAAAUAGGGACGAGCCGAGAUCUAGAGCCAAAGGUCAUACCUAACUGCAUUGCUAAGGCGAAGACAGAUAGGAAACGAGAAUUCGUUGCUGAUGAGCAGUCGGAAUGUGUUGACAAGACAGGACUGUUUUAUGUAAUGCCAUUUGAAAGAGGUUAUCUAGGUAUGUUUGACAUUUUUCGGGCCGCCUAUUCUCUCCAUUAGUA